Molecule: messenger RNA, 1764 nt
Organism: Eucalyptus grandis
Lineage: Eukaryota; Viridiplantae; Streptophyta; Magnoliopsida; Myrtales; Myrtaceae
Product: B3 domain-containing transcription factor VRN1
Exons: 6
Coding region: 507-1481 (324 amino acids)
Molecular function (GO): DNA binding
Source: RefSeq, a predicted model, not a curated record
UAUUCGUGAUAGACUCAGACUCUCCCAUGCCCGACGCGGCCCCGGUUUGCCCACGACUCGAGGUGGUUACGAACAGUUGCGUCUACGCACGAACUCUGUUCGAGAAAACUUGUCGGGAUUUCGAAAUCAUGAAGUACGGCGUAGAGGUUCUGCACUAGAGGACGCAAAGCAAACCGAAGGGGAAGGUGGACGGCGUUUUCUUUUCUUUUCUUUUCAUUUUUUGGGAAUUUCACAGAACAAAUUACAUAGAGUGAUAAUUGAGCAUCAGGGGUUUGGUGAACUGUGUGUCGCAAGCCAUGUGAGAGGGAAACCAGGGAAACAGAAGAUGCAUGCCAGAUGGUGAUUGGUGAACGGCUGUCAGUCCAGCAAAAGGAAAAUAUGAAGGACGAGGCGUUAGAAAGUUGGAACGACAUCUUCUAGUACAUAUCACGAACUUCUUGCUUGAAAAGGUAGGCAAUUAAAGUUGCAGUUCAAAGGAACGAUAAGAAAAAAAGAAGAGGAGGACCAUGGAAUAUAACGCUUGCAUAGAGUCAGUCGGUUACAGUCACCGGAGAUUUAUCAUGCCUUGCCGUCGCCAGCGUCGCCGGAGGGAAGACGAAGGUGCCGAGCAGGAGAUGACUCCUGCUAGUCCACCAAGCAGUCCUCAUUUCUUCAAGGUCAUCCUCUCUCGCACGCUUGAAUCUGGAAAGCUUGAAAUUCCAAAAAGAUUCCUAAGAAGAUAUGGAAAAGAUCUCUCAGGUUCGGUGCUUCUCAAGGUUCCAGGGGGUUCAACCUGGCCUGUGAAGCUAGAGAAGAGUAGUCACGGCAUGGUUUGGUUGUGUAAAGGCUGGCGAACAUUCAUGGAGCAUUACUCGAUUGGCGAUGGUCACCUCGUAGUCUUCAAAUACGAGGGGGACUCCAUUUUCCAUGUGAUGAUAUUCGAUAAGAGUGCUUCGGAGAUUGAUUAUCCCUUGAGCAACGGAAGUGACGUGUCGACCCCCGAGGGAAAAUUCGUCUCACGAACAGAGGAAAAUGUCAUGGAAAUUGAAGAUUCAGAGGGGCUCGGGCCUUGUUCUUGGCCAAGUUCAAACGGCUCGUCACGAGAAUUUGGAGGUGCAAGGCCUGUCGCUGCUCUUGAAUUAGCCAGCGAAUUCAAAUCAGAGCAUCCCUUUUUUAAAGUCGUGUUGUGGCCUACUUAUGUCAACAGGUAUAUGGGCGUUCCUAGUGAAUUCUUCAGGAAACAUCUUCGAAAGAGUGAGCAAAUGGUGACUCUCAAGUGCUCAGACAGAUUGUGGCAGGUGAAGCUGAAGAGCUAUAAACCCAGAGACACGGCAGUUCUCUCUACUGGCUGGUCCUUAUUCGCAAGGGAAACUGGUCUUCGUGCAAGAGAUGUCUGCGUGUUCGAGCUCACUGAUAGGGAUAACAUUGUGUUCGAAGUCUCAAUUUUCAGCAGCGAUGGUCAAUCUAUCUUCAGUAAUGCAGAAGUGAUUUGCAUUGAUUGAGAUCAAACAUGGAAGUGUCGCACUUUAGGCUGUUUUUGGGCUGUUUUCGUGCUGAGAAGAACUCGAGAAACUAAUUAAGCUAACCCUAGUUCAUGCCUCUUUUAUCUAUGCUUUGAUUAAUCAAUGAAGAGCUCACUUCUGCUCGAUCCCAUGAAUCUUCUUGUUUCCUGGUAAUUGCAAUCAGGGAAUGUAAAUCUUACUUGAAUCAGAACGUUCCCGAGCAUAUUUCUUGACGGGGUGUUAUUGGGUGAUGAUAUUUUAAGAUAAUUUAUGCUCAACAUGA